CGGCGAGGUGGGGGAGGGCGGUCCGUGUGUGUCUGUGUUGUUGUUCGGCGGCGGCGGCGGCGGCGGCGGCGGUAAGAUGGCUGCCCACGGGGGCUCCGCGGCGUCCUCGGCGCUGAAGGGGUUAAUUCAGCAGUUCACCGCCAUCACCGGUGCAAGUGAAAGUGUAGGGAAACACAUGCUUGAAGCGUGCAACAAUAACCUGGAAAUGGCGGUCACUAUGUUUCUGGACGGUGGAGGGAUCGCUGAAGAGCCCAGCACCAGCUCAGCAAGCGUCUCUGCCGUCAGACCACACACCGAAGAAGAAGUUCGUGCCCCAAUUCCUCAAAAGCAAGAAAUACUGGUGGAACCAGAACCAUUAUUUGGUGCCCCUAAGAGACGACGGCCUGCACGUUCAAUUUUUGAUGGUUUCCGGGAUUUUCAGACUGAAACCAUUCGGCAAGAACAAGAAUUAAGAAAUGGUGGAGCUAUAGAUAAGAAAUUGACUACCCUUGCAGAUCUAUUCCGGCCACCCAUUGAUUUGAUGCAUAAAGGCAGCUUUGAAACAGCCAAAGAGUGUGGCCAGAUGCAGAAUAAGUGGCUGAUGAUAAACAUUCAAAACGUACAAGACUUUGCAUGUCAGUGCCUCAACCGUGAUGUGUGGAGCAAUGAAGCUGUGAAGAAUAUUAUCCGGGAACAUUUCAUUUUCUGGCAGGUUUAUCAUGACAGUGAGGAAGGUCAGAGAUACAUACAGUUUUAUAAGUUAGGGGAUUUCCCCUAUGUUUCCAUAUUGGACCCACGAACAGGUCAGAAGCUAGUAGAAUGGCACCAGUUAGAUGUAUCUUCUUUCUUGGACCAAGUGACAGGAUUUCUGGGUGAACAUGGACAACUGGAUGGACUUUCUAGUAGUCCCCCCAAAAAAUGUGCCCGUUCAGAGAGCCUUAUAGACGCAAGUGAAGACAGCCAGCUAGAAGCUGCCAUCAGAGCCUCCUUACAAGAAACACACUUUGAUUCAACACAGACAAAACAGGAGAGCCGCUCGGAUGAAGAAUCUGAAUCUGAACUUUUUUCUGGCAGUGAAGAGUUCAUAUCUGUUUGUGGUUCUGAUGAAGAGGAGGAGGUAGAGAAUCUUGCCAAGUCCAGAAAGUCUCCCCACAAAGAUUUGGGGCAUAGAAAAGAGGAGAAUAGAAGGCCACUGACCGAGCCCCCAGCCAGAACUGACCCUGGAACAGCCACAAACCACCAAGGAUUGCCAGCCGUGGAUUCAGAAAUACUGGAGAUGUCACCUGAAAAGUCAGAUGGAGUAGUGGAGGGCAUAGAUGUAAAUGGACCAAAAGCACAGCUGAUGUUGCGGUAUCCAGAUGGAAAAAGGGAACAGAUCACUCUUCCAGAGCAAGCUAAACUGCUAGCUUUGGUGAAGCACGUCCAGUCUAAAGGAUACCCAAAUGAACGCUUUGAACUCCUCACCAACUUUCCUCGAAGGAAAUUGUCUCAUCUGGACUAUGAUAUUACCUUGCAAGAGGCAGGCCUUUGUCCUCAAGAGACUGUCUUUGUACAGGAAAGAAAUUAACACCAUGGCCUGACCUCUCUCAGCUUACCCCUUUUUUCCCCUUUUCCCGUGAGAUACCAUGUCACUAAGUGUGCAUUUGGCUUACAGGACCACAGAGCCAGAGUUGGGCAAGCAAGUCACCUUCCUUCUAUUUCUCGACCUCUCCUAUAAUCAGUCUCUUUCUCCCCCUGUUUCUCUCUCCCCUCUGUUCUCUCCCUCCCCAUUCUGUCCCCUUCCUCCCUCUCUCCCCCCACACUUUCUUUCUUACCUAAUCUGGUGACCAAAUUGAAGUGUAAGGAUAAGACCUCUCCUAGUACCAGCAGCAGGAACUCUGUGUUCCAGUCAGUGGUCUCUUGCACGGCACUUUUUUGGGAUCAAAUGUUAAUGUUACUCCCCAGACUCCUCUGGCAAAGGAAUGGCUAGAUUCAGAGUAAGAACAACCUCCCUUUUUUGUAAGCCCCCAUUUUUUGUAGGGAGAAGAAAUUCUCUAACAUGUGUUUCGUUUUGCUGUAUUCUUCAUGUAGGAAAUAUCACUUAACAAAAUAUCCAGGCUUUUGUUUAUGUGGAAAAAGCAUCCCUUGUAAUUAUUGCUCAUCAUACUUAAAAACUUUUGUCAAAGGAUUUUCAUGUUCCCAGCUAUAAGAACUAUUUCCAUGACAUGUGUUAUUGGCAGAAUGAGCGUUAAAUAUGGAGUGUAUAGCUUGGAGUGACUUUCAUUGUCCUGGCCUGAGACAAUUUUAUUACUCUGUAUCGACCCUGCUGGUCCAAGAACGAGCAUGAAGGAGCCUGUCGUGGUGACAGGAAUGGGCAGGUGCUUGCUGUUUCUGCCAGCACAGCAUAUUUGUUCCCUUGGAGUCCUCUAUUGUCUGGGUCUGCAGUGAUCUGUAGGAAGGCAGCUGGUCAAUCAUCAUGUAGUGCAAUGGCUUGUCAUUGUGACCACUGUGGUUACUGAUUGUCCUGUGUUGUUUCAGGCAUACUUAGGUAUGUCCCUGGGGAGAAAGAAAGCCAUUCAGCAGAGAGUUGCUAACCACCUUCUUUUGGUUAGAAAUAAUGGUUCGUUUUUUGUCCCUGGUUGGAAUAGUCUCCGAAAGGCUCUGGUGACUGACUUGAACUUGAGUCCAUAUGCUGUUUUCUUUCAAAAGGUAUCAAAACUGAAGAAAGCCUCUCUAAGGGGAAAACCUUUAAACUCAAUUCAGAAGACAACAUUUAGUAAGGGGGAUGAUGGAGGUUACUAGUAAUUUUCAGAUGUUGUGGGAUUUUUCUGCCAACAAAACCCAAUUCAAAUUGGAGUUGGUGAAAGCUUUCUUCAAUAUUUUUUAGAAGAGGCCAUCUUGAAUCUAUGUAAUACCAUUUAUAUAUCAGCUUCACUCUAUGCUCAGUUCUUAUUUUGAGCUUAAUUGGAGUCCUCUGAAGGAAUAGUCGUGAUUCUGGUGGCAAAACUAGAACUUUUAACUUGUAAAAUUAAAAUAUUAAAUGAACCUUUUUUGUCAAUUGAGGAUUUAGAUUGAUUCUUUAAUCUGAGGAACGUAAACUGAUGUUGCUUAGAGACCUUUAGGUUUUCACCUACUUUAAGAUUGCUCUCUUGGCAAUUAGGGGAUUUGGGAAAAGAAAAAAAAAGAUGUGUUGCUAGUACAAAAUUAUAGAAUGUGAUUUCUAAUGGUUGGUUGGAUUUUGAGGAACCCUCCCUAAAGAAUGAGUUAUGUAUCUCCUCACAGAAAUCAUGGAAAAUUGUUUAUUCUUCAGUGAGUCCUUUUGAAUUAAUGUUCUUGCAUUUUUUCUAAGUCUGUGUAAGUGCUAUGUAUAAGUAUAUAAUUGUAUAAAUAUUUAUAAAUAUAUUUAUAUAAUUACGGUUUCAUUUCUACCUUGAGUCAAAGUUCUCUCUCUAGAGUGGUGACUGAGUAAUACUUACACUUUGGUGUUUUUUAUGGUUCUUGAGGCUUAACAAGCAGCUUUUGAUUUAUUGAGCGAAGGAUGGUUUUUAUGUUAAUUCCUCAAUUGUGUCUCUGAACUUGGGUAACAUACUUGCUGUUUGAAGAAUAGAGCUAUGUGCUGUUAAAGGUGCCCUGGAGGUUAAGACAUUUGUUGGUAGUAGACAAGGUCAGAAAUCUAAAAAUUCAGGGAGGCACAGGGUAAGAAAAGGAGGUAUGCUUAGCUUGGUGCACUGAUGGCCCCCAUUUGCUCGCCCAGCAGAGUCACAGCUGAAGCCCAAAUCAGUCAAACAUGUCAACAGUUUAUCCAUUGGGUUCUGUUUCAUUCUCUUUACCUUCUAGUUUCUCAUGGUAAAACAUAUUCAGAGAAGCUGGUAGUGUGUCCGUUAGUGAGGGGACGUAGUUCUUUUCCACAUGCUCAGCACUUGCAUAUUCAUUUAUGAGAAACCAAAGUGACUUCUUCAACUUAGGCUACUGUGAGAUGACUAAGUAUACAUAAAGCGAUUGAAGAGAUGGCAUGACACAUUCAUCCAACUUAACAUCUAACUGGGAUUUUACAAUACAAGAGGUAGUGGGUUUUGUUUUAUUUUAUUUUGAGGUGGGAGUGUCAUGAUCUUAGGGUUGAUACAGAGUUCCAUGGGAGGAGUUAUGGAUUGUACAUGGGAAGAAUGCAUAAGGAGUAUUGCCUUCCUCAAGAAUUUAGUCCACUGACAGGAGUAUGCUUCUUCCAGUUUGCUUUAUUUCCUCUGCAAGUUCCUUUGCUCUUUAGGGGAGAGGUUUUAUUGAAUAGAUUCAAUGAGGUCAGUAAGGUUAGUUAAAAAUAGUCAUUCCUUGUGGGUGUUGGAAACAGUUUGAAAAAGUGUUAAAAAAAAAAAAAGCUAGGG
Messenger RNA from Sapajus apella (tufted capuchin), 4337 nucleotides. RefSeq names its product UBX domain protein 7 (gene UBXN7). Gene Ontology annotation, cellular component: nucleus. Gene Ontology annotation, molecular function: ubiquitin binding. The transcript is spliced from 11 exons. The coding region runs from base 77 to 1546 and encodes 489 amino acids. NCBI's taxonomy places the organism in Eukaryota, Metazoa, Chordata, Mammalia, Primates, Cebidae. The record is from RefSeq and is a predicted model, not a curated record. Gene Ontology annotation, biological process: proteasome-mediated ubiquitin-dependent protein catabolic process.